UCCCGCCCCUCUCCGCCCCCUUGGUCUUCAGGCUGACUGACCCGCAGGCCGGCAUCGCGGGUGCCGGACAACCUCGGGCGGCGGUGGAGCCAGGCGCUGGAGAGCCUAGGGAUCUGGUGGGUCCGCACGCGGGCCGGGACGAACUGGUAUUCGUGGGAGUCCGGCACAGCUGACCACCCCCGCCCAGCAGCUCGCUGUGAUGGUAGCUGGCUUGAACCUCCUGCUGCGCGCCCUGCCGCUGUUGCUGUGGGGCUGCCAGAACGCACAGCCCACCCAGCACGGACACCCGGAGCUGCGCCAGAAGGCAGAGGCAUUCCUGGAGAAGUACGGAUACCUCCGUGAGCAGGGCUCCAAAGCUCCUGCCUCCACUCUGUUCAAGAAUGCCAUCAGAGAGUUCCAGUGGAUAUCCCAGCUGCCCAUCAGUGGGGUGCUGGACCAGGCCACACUGCACCAGAUGACCCGCCCACGCUGUGGGGUUGCUGAUACUAACAGUCAGGCAACUUGGACAGAGAGGAUCAGUGCCCUGCUUGCUGGACAGCGAGCCAAAACGAGGCGUAAGAAACGCUUUGCCAAGCCAGCAGGUAACAAAUGGUACAAGCAGCAUCUUUCCUACCGCCUGGUGAACUGGCCUGAGCGCCUGCCCGAGCCAGCUGUUCGAGGGGCAGUACGUGCGGCCUUCCAGCUGUGGAGUAAUGUGUCGGCGCUGGAGUUCUGGGAGGCCCCAGCCACGGGCCCUGCUGACAUCCGCCUCACCUUCUUCCAAGGAGACCACAACGAUGGGCUGGCCAACGCCUUCGAUGGCCCAGGGGGCGCCCUGGCGCACGCCUUCCUGCCCCGCCGUGGCGAAGCGCAUUUCGACGGAGACGAGCGCUGGUCUCUGAGCCGCCGCCGUGGGCGCAACUUGUUCGUUGUGUUGGCUCAUGAGAUCGGCCACACGCUGGGUCUCACACACUCGCCCGCACCACGUGCGCUCAUGGCGCCCUACUACAAGAAGCUGGGCCGCGACGCCUUGCUCAGCUGGGACGAUGUGCUAGCAGUGCAGAGCCUGUACGGAAAGCCCCUGGGACGCUCAGUAGCCACCCAACUCCCCGGAAAGGUGUUCACUGACUUUGAGGCCUGGGACCCCCACAACGCCCAGAGCGGACGCCCGGAAACCAGAAGUCCUAAAUACUGCCACUCGUCCUUUGAUGCCAUCACCGUGGACAGGCAAUGGCGACUGUACGUCUUCAAAGGGAGUCACUUCUGGGAAGUCACAGCUGAUGGUAAUGUUUCAGAGCCUCGUCCACUACAGAAAAGAUGGCCGGGACUGCCCCCUAGUAUUGAGGCUGCCGCAGUGUCUUUGGAAGACGGAGACUUCUACUUCUUCAAAGGGAAUCGCUGUUGGAGGUUCCGGGGCACGAAGUCCGAGUGGGGGUUCGCACAGCUCUGCCGGGCAGGCGGUCUACCCCGACACCCGGACGCAGCUCUCUUCUUCCCGCCUCUGCGUCGCCUAGUCCUCUUCAAGGGUUCCCGUUACUAUGUGCUGGCUCGAGGAGGGAUGCAAGUGGAACCCUACUAUCCCCGCAGCCUGCGGGACUGGGCCGGGGUCCCUGAGGAGGUCAGCGGCGCCCUGCCAAGGCCGGAUGGCUCCAUUAUCUUCUUCAGAGAUGACCACUAUUGGCACUUGGAUCAAGCCAAACUUCGGGUGACCAGCUCCGGCCACUGGGCCACCGAGCUGUCCUGGAUGGGCUGUUGGAAUGCCAACUCAGGAGGUGCUCUGUUCUGAAGGCUCCCCAUCACUGAAUGAACCAUGGUUGCUGCCACCUGAGGGAUGGGGCCUGUCUAGAAAGCCCCUGAACCUCUCAAGAUGCUCCAAGCAGGAGAUCAAUUCUGCAUUUGUUCCCUGGGGUGGAAGGAGAACUAAGGUUCCUGUAGCCUUUUCCCUCAAUGUUCUGGUGAAAAUGCUGUCCUAUGCCCAUAGUGCAGAGUCCCAAGUCCCGGGAAGAUGCAAAACUCAGCUGAGGCUGGUAUGUGCAGGACCCUCUCUUGCAGUGCCUUUCAGACUCAAUUCUUGGGAAAUCACGUGUUCUUUCAUCGGAGACUUCACCCCACCGCCUACACUCAGCAAGCUGGGAUGUAGUGAGGCCUCAAGGAUCCCUUCCCCACCAACCCCGGCCCCGCUGUCAGAGGCUCUCUGUUGGAUCAGGAGGCAGACCAGAAGGGACUGUGUUCCCCCUGGGCCUGACUUAUUGUCUGGGCUAAUGAAGAAGCACCCCCAGCUGGAUGACGGACUCAUCCACCCUUCUCCAUAGAAGCACAUGGGUACUGGGUGCUGGAGACACAAGGACCGUGAUCUUAUAUCCAACCCAGGGACAGCCAGCUGUGUAUGGUUAUCAUGGAGAGAAGGGGUGAACCUCUCUUCAAAGUGCAGAACAUCUUCACCCCAUUUGCCUCCAAGAUGAAUAUCUUGAGCAUCAGGAAGAUGAAAGAGGGCCCUUGGGGGGGGGCGGCUCUCAGGAUGCAGCCUCCAUCAUGCUUUGCAGGGCGCGUGAGGCCUGUUUGCUCGAAAUGGCCCUAUUCUCCAGGCCACACACACAGCAGCAUUCCAAAGCUCACGCUGUCUGGCCAAGAAUAGCUGGGAUUCCUGCAGAAGGAACCAGCUCCCUGCCUUCUCCUUUUGUCUCAGCCUGUCUCAGUAUUAAUUUUAGCAUCUGGAUCUCCAGCCCUCACUCUUCCCUCUCCACCUACCAGUGCCACACACACACACACACACACACACACACACACACACACAACACACACGAGUGACCACCAACAACCAGGUCUCAGGGAGGAGAGAAUCCGGCAAGGGAGCAGCCCGCAGUUCCCCAGAGGCAUUGCUGGCCAUGCGCCCUCCUUUCUUCUCUGUGCAGUGGACAGAAUGGCCUUUGACUGCCCUUGGAUGCAAUUGCUUUGUACUGCCCCAGGGAAAACCGUGGAACCGCCCUGCUAACCCACUGCUGCCAGGGUUGUACCCAGCGGGAGAAAAAGGAGAGUCUCAUCUUUAUCACUCCAGUCCACCUCAAACGACUCCGAUUGGAGACUUUAUUGCCGAGUUAGAGGGAACGAGGCAAUUUAUUAAGAGGGCAGAGGGAACCCCGAGGCUAUUUUUCUCCAGGCCAUGCCUGGAUAGAGGCCAGAGGACCCGAAAACAAUGCAGGUAAGGCUGUGUUGAAGGUGUGAGGGUCAGGAGGGCUGUAGGUGCUGGGUACUGUCUGGGGAGGAGUGUCUAGUUUCUGCUAUAGUUCUGCAAGACAACAGGUGGAACCGUGAACCGACAGUGGAGGGAGGCGCUAAGGAUGGCGGUUUGAAGGGACAGUUCUGUGGAACUCACUAGAGAUAGAAGAGUUUGGAGCAUUUUGGGCGCAGGAGCUGGGAGUGGUAGAGCUCAGAGUUGCUGGCGGCCUCCACCUUACCCAGGUCAGGAUGCUCAAGAAUACAGUGCUCCACGUAGGCCGGGUGGCUGUGCAGAGUCUUGCAUUUCUUGCAGAAAAGGAUCUCACAGCGCGCACAGCCCCCGAGGCGCGGUGGCCGCCGCCGGGUCUCCAACACGCACCGUUCCUCCGGGGCACCCCGCUUCCUGCGGGCCGGGGACAUGAGUGCUCAGAGCCCUGCAACCCUCCUCCCUAAGGCUCGGCCCCAGGUCCUUGGCGUCUCACCUGUCCGCGGGGGCCGCCAGGCUACCCAGCAGAGCGAACGGGCUGAGCCAGCCCCAGAAGCUGCUGUCCGAGCGUCGCAGCAGCGCCACCUGCUGGCUGCUGGGCUCCUGGCGCAGCGGACUGUAGGACACCGAGCGGGCCUCUCGCUCGUCCGCCUCUCGGGAGUCCUCCUCCGUCUCCGUCGCGCUCUCGGGGUCCGACCUCUCCUCCACUGAGGACGGCGACGAGGACGACGAUGAAUCGUCCUCCAGCUCCUCCUCUCUGGCCUCGGGAUCCUCUACCUCUUUCCUCCACAAAGGGGUCUUCACGCCUGUAGGCGGGGACAGGGUCAAAUGCAGCCCGCUGCCCUGGCUGCUUGCGUGGAGGAGAUGCCUCCUGCCGGCUGCUACCUGCCGAAGGGCUUCGGAGUCCCAGAUUCCCGGACUGCUGCCGAGUUCCCACCCUCUUGAGCGUCCUUGCUAAGGAUUCCAAGCAAGUCACCUCGCUUCCAUCAAUCUCCAUUUUUUCCGUCUCUGAAGCAGGAAAAGUAGAAUCUACCUCAAGAGUUGUCUGUGAGACUGACUUUAGACAGUUGUGGGUAAAGCAGUUUCCUGCUUGGCGUUGGGCAAGCAAUCAACGAACAUAUAUAUUGCCAACCCGGAAGGAGGAUUACCCAACAUUAAUAGACCAAUUGUCAUUUCAACAGGUGGUCGUUUACGAGUUGGGUUUUCUUUUUUAAUGAAUUAGUUGUUUACUAAUUUUCAUUAUUGAUGUAGUCUCCGUAUGUUGUUCUAGCUGAAGAGGAAAACUCACUAUAUAGACCAGGCUGGCCUAGAACU
Mastomys coucha (southern multimammate mouse) is the source of this 4495-nucleotide messenger RNA. RefSeq names its product matrix metallopeptidase 28 (gene Mmp28). The transcript is spliced from 8 exons. Bases 200 to 1765 code for a protein of 521 amino acids. Lineage: Eukaryota; Metazoa; Chordata; Mammalia; Rodentia; Muridae. Gene Ontology annotation, cellular component: extracellular matrix. The record is from RefSeq and is a predicted model, not a curated record. Gene Ontology annotation, molecular function: metalloendopeptidase activity; zinc ion binding. Gene Ontology annotation, biological process: collagen catabolic process; proteolysis; extracellular matrix organization.